UGUCAUCUGAAAACAACAGAUAAACUGAUAAAGAACAGAAAGAAACAUUCUUCACUUUCUACCUGUCCUUCUGUUCUUCCAAGGAUCGUCAUGGUCGGUGGAAAUCUACGUUGGCUCUUUGGAGCCCUCCUAGUUGGGAUUUUGAGCCAAGGAUGUCUAGCCAAUGAUACAAGCAGCGAAAGGAGCCUCUUAGGAGAUAGUCACCCGCCUAGUGGUCUUGAGGUUGUGCUUCGCAAACUUAUUUCGGCGAUUGAUGGAUAUCAACAGGAUGCUCUGUGCACCGUGUGCGUGGAUGCAGCGACGAUCCUGAGGGAAGCGUAUGCUUCUGGGACGCACAAAUUCGUGAUCGAGCAAUUCGUCAUUCUCAUCUGCAGCGAUCUACAUCUCUUUCCUCAUGAUGUCUGCGAUGGGAUGGUCAAGCUGGAAGCGGAGAACGUCCUGUACAUCCUAAACGCGACGCAGUAUGAUCUCGAAACCGUCUGCGGCAUAAUGUUGCAGGGUCACUGCGACAAACGGGAACUAAGUCCUUGGACGCUGCCGAUACCCGGUGGUAAACCGCUGCCUGACGACCCAGAGCCUGUUUUGCCAGCAGCUAACACACUUCGAAUCCUGCACAUCACCGACUCCCACACGGAUCUGCAAUACGACGAAGGGAGCGCCGUUGACUGUGGCUACCCUAUGUGCUGCAGAUUUAAGUACGGGGAACCUCAACCGGGAGAACCAGCAGCAGGGCACUGGGGCGCUGAGAACAACUGCGACAUCCCUCUCCGUACCCUGGACGAACUCAUCCACCAGGGAUCUUUGCUGAAACCGGAUCUCGUGUACCUGACGGGAGAUAUGCCUGCCCACGACGUCUGGGAGCAGACGAAAGCCAAGAACGUCGAAAGUAUGAACGCCACGCUGAGCCUCGUGCGUAAGCACAUGCCUGACACACCAGUCUUUAACUGUCUGGGGAACCACGAGGGCGCUCCAGUAAACAGUUUUCCUGUGCCCGCUGUCUACGGCGAUGGUUUCAACAUGGACUGGCUCUACGAGGCCGCUGUGGCUUUGUGGUCGCCGUGGGUCCCGGAGGAGACGCACGACGACAUCCUGAGAGGAGGUUAUUUCUCCCACUCUCCGUUCCCCGGAUUCAGAAUCGUUUCCAUCAACAUGAACUACUGCGACGUGGAGAACUGGUGGUUGCUGAUUGACAGCGUAGACCCAACAGGUCAACUGCAGUGGCUGAUUGACACUCUCGGGGCAGCUGAGGCAGCCGGAGAGAAGGUCCACAUCUUGGCGCAUUUUCCUCCCGGUGGCUCUUGCGUUGACUCAUUCAAUAAACUCCUCAACGAAGUCAUCACCAGAUACGAGUCCACCAUCAGAGCCAUGUUCCAUGGACACACUCACAAAGAAGCUUUCACCGUAGUUUACGACCCGCAGGAUACGCUGAGACCCGUUGCUGUCGGGUUCACUGGUCCAGAAGGGUCCUGCAGAGACAGACACCAGCCGGCCUUCAAGAUGUACACAAUCGACGCCAAUCACGAACAGGCCACCUGGAGCGUGAUAGACAUGCAGACCUUCACGAUGAAUAUGACUCUUGCCAACCAGCCAGGAGGGACUCCGGAAUUCGUUCAAAGGUACACGUCCCAGGAGACUUACAAAGUCCAGACCUUGACGGCAGGCAGCGUCGAUCAGCUGACCCUCAAUAUGGCCGCUGAUAAGGACCUGUUUGCACAAUACGUGAGAAACAAGCACAACUACGACCUGGAGCCAGCUGAGAUGUUUACUUGCCCCGAGGAUCCUGCUUGCCACAAGAGCGAGCUCUGUGGCAUCGUGAAUACCCACCAUGAUAUCAGUGACGCCUGCCACAGAAUCGAAGCGAUCAUAGAUGGAGGAUACUACUAGGAAUAUUUUCUUGUCGCCAUUUUGGUACUCCUUUCACUCACUCACUCAUUAAGAUGUGAUUUCUAACAGGUAGAAAAGAUUGUCUGUCUAUAUAAUGGAAAGGGGAAAAAAAUGUCCCAGAGCCAUUUAUACGAUGGCAAUUGAUGCCAGACUCUCAUAAAUGUAAACAAAGAAUCUAUCAUGAAUAAACCUUAAACGAUUC
Messenger RNA from Macrobrachium nipponense, 2086 nucleotides. Its product is annotated as sphingomyelin phosphodiesterase-like. Gene Ontology annotation, molecular function: acid sphingomyelin phosphodiesterase activity. The coding region runs from base 91 to 1884 and encodes 597 amino acids. The record is from RefSeq and is a predicted model, not a curated record. NCBI's taxonomy places the organism in Eukaryota, Metazoa, Arthropoda, Malacostraca, Decapoda, Palaemonidae. Gene Ontology annotation, cellular component: lysosome. The transcript is spliced from 13 exons. Gene Ontology annotation, biological process: sphingomyelin catabolic process; ceramide biosynthetic process.